ACAAAUUCAUAUAUUUUACCAAAUGAAGCCUUAAACCGCAAUAUGAAAAAUGUAACACUGUUUGUUGAAGGUCAAGAAUUGUUUAAUAGAACACGAAGAACAGCCGCCACAACAGAAAAAGAUCGUCUUUGGGAUAACGGUAUUAUUCCCUAUGUGUUUGACGAUAUUUUUACUGAGUCACAAAAGAGAUUAAUAAAAAAAGCAAUGCGAGAAUGGGAGAGAUCAACUUGCAUAACAUUUGUUGAAAAAAUCCCGAGAUUCCAUACGAAGUUCUUGAAAUUUACUCAAUCAAAUUGCAGAUGUUGUUUUAUAUACUCACCGGAUUUUCCAAAUCUAAAACUAAUAAGUUUACACAAGGAGUGUGUCGACUUUCCGAUUAUUCUUCAUGAAUUGGGACACGCAAUUGGUUUUGAACAUGAACACAAUCGUCCAGACCGUGAUGAAUAUGUUUAUAUCAUUGAUCGUAACAUACAUCCAGAUGAUGCAGAAGAGUUUAUGAAACUAUCACAUGAUGAAAUGGAAACAUUCAAUCAAACUUAUGAUUAUCAAUCGGUGAUGCACUACCCUGAAGAUUCAUUUUCGGUUGACUGGAGGCUAAAAACAAUAAUCCCGAAGCAAAAAAAUGAACAGGAAGUCCCAGCUAUUGGAAACAAAAAUGAACUCAGUUUGGGUGAUAUUGCUACAACUAAUAUUUUGUACCAGUGUCCCAAAUGUGGAGAAACAUUGUAUGAGCCCAGUGGUUUUUUUAGGUCGCCAAUAAACCCACAUGGAGCAUUGGUGGGUGUCGAACGUUGUGAAUGGAGAAUAAAGGCUGCUAGAAGUGAAAAAAUUGAACUUUAUAUUACAGCAUUAAGUAUUUACGAGAGCCCUGACUGUACAAUUGAUUAUUUGGAAUUAAAAAAUGGUUAUGAUACUAAUAGUAACAAAUCAGCUUAUCGUUAUUGUGGCAAUAUUUACGUAGUCAAGUUUGUUACUAGUAAUUAUUUGAUACUGACAUAUGUGAAAACUAGUGACCCAAGUACUUACAACAGUUUUCUAGUUGAUUACAAGGCUAUUUGCGGAGGUGAUAUUGACAUCGAGAAAGAUAGACCUUUCAAUAUAGAAUCGACAAAUUAUCCUGACGAGUAUCCGCCAAAUAGACGGUGUAUUUGGUACUUUACAGCACCAGAUAAUCAUCGUAUAGCAAUGAAGAUCAAUUACUUUGCUCUUGAAAUGAGUGAUGGUUGUACAAAUGAUUUUCUUGAAAUAAGCGACGGCAAUGAUAAACACGCAGCUCUUAUUGGACUCUAUUGCGGUAUCAAAGACCCGUGGCAAGUUAAUUCAACAGAUAAUAAAUUGUCGGUUGUAUUCGUGAGUAAUGAAAUAAAUCAGGAUUAUGGAUUUUCAGCCACGUUAAUAGCUCUACCUAUGAAUAGUUAAUUUACUAAAUUGUAUUUAUGAGGCUAACUAAAUAAAAUGACCACUUUAAUAGCUUAGUGAUUUUGAUUGAUAUUUUCAAUCAUAUCCUGAGCGACGAGAAGUGUGAUUUUGUUCUUUUAAUAUAUUAACAUAAUAUGCAUGUAUACCUUGC
Molecule: messenger RNA, 1570 nt
Organism: Microplitis demolitor
Lineage: Eukaryota; Metazoa; Arthropoda; Insecta; Hymenoptera; Braconidae
Product: dorsal-ventral patterning protein tolloid-like
Exons: 5
Coding region: 43-1419 (458 amino acids)
Biological process (GO): proteolysis
Molecular function (GO): metalloendopeptidase activity; zinc ion binding
Source: RefSeq, a predicted model, not a curated record